This is a messenger RNA of Microtus ochrogaster (prairie vole), 1654 nucleotides long. RefSeq names its product ecto-NOX disulfide-thiol exchanger 1-like (gene Enox1). Bases 1 to 825 code for a protein of 274 amino acids. Lineage: Eukaryota; Metazoa; Chordata; Mammalia; Rodentia; Cricetidae. Gene Ontology annotation, biological process: ultradian rhythm. Gene Ontology annotation, cellular component: external side of plasma membrane; plasma membrane. The transcript has 9 exons. Gene Ontology annotation, molecular function: NADH dehydrogenase activity; protein disulfide isomerase activity; RNA binding. The record is from RefSeq and is a predicted model, not a curated record.
AUGGUGACAGGAUUGAUUGACAAUGUUGAGAGUGAUGAGAAUAUUGACAUUGAUGAGAAUGUUGAUAUUGGUGAGAAUGAGAAUGUUGGCUGUGCUGAGAAUGUUGACAUUGGUGAGAAUGUUGACAUUGGGGGGAAAAUUGACAUUGGUGAGAAUGUUGGCUGUGGUGAGAAUGUUUACAUUCGUGAGAAUGUUGACAAUGCUGAGAAUGUUGACUUUGGCUUGCUCCUAGAGGCAAUGAUGAAUGCCCAAGUUCACGUCAUUGCUAGGAGGAUUAACGGAUAUCAGAGGGACAGCAUCCAGAGAGUAGCUGGUGGCAUCAUUGAGAGCAAGGCUUGGCAAUUGCUGGCCAUCCAGGAGGAGCUGAAUAACAAGAAGUCCGAGCUGGAGCAGGCGAAGGAGGAGCAGUCUCACACACAAGCCUUGCUGAAAGUGCUCCAGGAACAACUAAAAGGUACCAAGGACUUGGUGGAGACGAACGGCCACAGCCACGAGGAUGCAAAUGAAAUCAAUGUGUUGACAGUUGCAUUGGUUAACCAAGACCGAGAGAACAAUACUGAAAAAAGAAGCCAAGGCUUAAAAUCCGAGAAGGAGGCCCUGCUGAUAGGCAUCAUAUCAACGUUUCUUCACGUUCACCCUUUCGGAGCCAAUAUAGAGUAUCUGUGGUCAUACAUGCAGCAGCUGGACUCUAAGAUAUCUGCCAACGAAAUUGAGAUGCUUCUGAUGAGGCUGCCACGCAUGUUCAAACAGGAAUUCACUGGCGUGGGAGCAACGUUGGAAAAGAGAUGGAAGUUGUGUGCCUUUGAAGGAAUUAAAACGACCUAACCAAUGGCCAGGGAAGCCGGAAAUAAAGCCGUCCGAAGCCAGCCAGGACUGUACAAUAGAGGAGCAGAAGGUUGGGGUCGGCCAGUGGGGGACCUGUGCAGAGCCACCAAAGCCUUGUUCAGUGACAUCUGUGGCGUUUUCUUGUGAGUGGAAAUGUAAUUGUGUACCAGUUCCUUAAACUAGACAAAUCCUCGUACUUUACUAUGACAGACCUGUCCCUCUGAAUACCAAGCAGUGAUUCCACAGUCAAUGACCACAGAAGUCUCAACACAGGCGUUGCGGCAGAGUAGAGCACCGAGCAAAUGCUUAAAGUUAAUGGCGGUGUAGCAAUGGUGGUUGCUAGGCUACAGAGUUGUGUAUGUAAUGUAUAGCUGAAAACAUUAAAUGACAUUUUCCUGAAGGUCUUUCUGUUAAUAAAACAAAGAAAAAAACCCAACAAAAUAACAAAGGUGAUUUUACAGUGGGAAAAAAAUCAUACCAAAAGAAAACUUGAAUAUGUGUCUGAACAGUUAUUGUAUUUUGUAAAUUAAGUUAUAUGCUGUUCCAGGGACUUUUUGCCUUAUUGAAGAGGCAGAAAACUAUGAUUGGACUCCUUGAGAAUGCUUUAUCAAGGAUAUUAUUUUUCUAACGUAACAGUUCUCCAUCGUGCGUUUUUUUCACAUGGACUGCAUAACAAUUUUCAUAACCUGUAAAUAGAGGAGGAACUGCAGCUGCUGUCCGUGCUUGGUCUGUAACAUUCAGGUUUAUGCAUUGAAAACAUUCGGAAAAUAUUCCUGUUACAAAUUUUAUAGCAAAGAUAUUAAUUUUUUUCAAUAAAUCUUGACUUCUA